Dipodomys spectabilis (banner-tailed kangaroo rat) is the source of this 3615-nucleotide messenger RNA. It is a transcript of the gene Bap1, whose product is annotated as BRCA1 associated protein 1. Bases 102 to 2357 code for a protein of 751 amino acids. The transcript has 17 exons. Gene Ontology annotation, molecular function: cysteine-type deubiquitinase activity. The record is from RefSeq and is a predicted model, not a curated record. Gene Ontology annotation, biological process: ubiquitin-dependent protein catabolic process; protein deubiquitination. Gene Ontology annotation, cellular component: cytoplasm. NCBI's taxonomy places the organism in Eukaryota, Metazoa, Chordata, Mammalia, Rodentia, Heteromyidae.
GUGGGGCUGAGGGGCCCCGGGAGCGGAGGGGGCUCCCGGCGGUGGGCGGCGGGGGGUGGGGAGGGCCUGGACAUGGCGCUGAGGGGCCGCCCCGCGGGAAGAUGAAUAAGGGCUGGCUGGAGCUGGAGAGCGACCCGGGCCUCUUCACCCUCCUGGUGGAAGAUUUCGGUGUCAAAGGGGUGCAGGUGGAGGAGAUCUAUGAUCUUCAGAGCAAAUGCCAAGGCCCCGUAUAUGGAUUCAUCUUCCUGUUCAAAUGGAUCGAAGAGCGCAGGUCCCGUCGCAAAGUCUCUACUUUGGUGGAUGAUACGUCCGUGAUUGAUGACGAUAUUGUGAAUAAUAUGUUCUUUGCCCACCAGUUGAUCCCCAACUCUUGUGCCACUCAUGCCUUGCUGAGCGUACUCCUGAACUGCAGCAAUGUGGAUCUGGGACCCACACUGAGUCGUAUGAAAGAUUUCACCAAAGGCUUCAGCCCGGAGAGCAAAGGAUAUGCAAUUGGCAAUGCUCCAGAAUUGGCCAAGGCACAUAAUAGCCAUGCUAGGCCAGAGCCACGUCAUCUUCCUGAGAAACAGAAUGGCCUUAGUGCAGUGCGGACCAUGGAGGCAUUCCACUUUGUCAGCUAUGUACCUAUCACAGGACGACUCUUUGAGCUGGAUGGGCUGAAAGUCUACCCUAUUGAUCAUGGUCCCUGGGGAGAGGAUGAAGAGUGGACAGACAAAGCCCGGAGGGUUAUCAUGGAGCGUAUUGGCCUUGCCACUGCAGGGGAACCCUACCACGACAUCCGCUUCAACCUGAUGGCAGUGGUACCUGAUCGCAGGAUCAAGUAUGAGGCCAGGCUGCAUGUGCUGAAAGUGAAUCGUCAGACAGUACUCGAGGCUCUGCAGCAGUUGAUUAGGGUAACACAGCCAGAGCUUAUUCAGACCAGCAAGUCUCAAGAGUCACAGCUGCCUGAGGAAUCCAAACCAGCCAGCAGCAAGUCCCCUAUUGUACUGGAGGCAGGCAGAGCCCAAGUGGCCUCUGAGAGCACCCACACAGAUGGUGCAGAGGAGGUAGCUGGGUCAUGCCCACAAGCUCCAACCCACAGUCCUCCCAGCAAACCUAAGCUGGUGGUGAAGCCUCCAGGGAGCAGCCUCAAUGGAGUUCCUCCCAACCCCACCCCCAUUGUUCAGCGGCUGCCAGCUUUUCUAGACAAUCACAACUAUGCCAAGUCCCCCAUGCAGGAGGAGGAAGACUUGGCAGCAGGUGUGGGUCGCAGUCGAGUUCCAGUCCGCCCACCCCAGCAGUACUCAGAUGACGAGGAUGAUUAUGAGGAUGAUGAGGAGGAAGAUGUGCAGAACACCAGUUUUGCCAUCAGAUACAAGCGAAAGGGGACAGUGAAACCAGGGUCGUUGAAUAGUUCCACAGAUGGGCAACUGUCAGUGCUACAACCCAACACCAUCAAUGUCUUGACUGAGAAGCUCCAAGAGUCCCAGAAAGACCUCUCACUUCCUCUGUCUGUCAAGACGAGCAGCGGGGCUGGGAGUCCAGCAGUGGCAAUGGCCACACACUCACAGCCCUCACCGACCCCCAGUAACGAGAGCACAGACACUGCCUCUGAGAUCGGCAGUGCUUUUAAUUCCCCCUUGCGCUCACCUAUUCGCUCGGCCAACCCAACACGGCCCUCCAGUCCUGUCACUUCUCAUAUUUCCAAAGUGCUUUUUGGAGAGGAUGAUAGUCUGCUGCGUGUUGACUGCAUACGCUACAAUCGUGCUGUCCGUGACCUGGGUCCUGUCAUCAGCACAGGCCUACUACACCUUGCUGAGGAUGGUGUGUUGAGUCCCCUGGCACUGACAGAGGGUGGAAAGGGUUCCUCACCCUCCAUCAGACUGAGCCAAGGCAACCAGGGGUCUAGCAGUCCAGAGGAGAAGGAGGUCGUGGAAGCCACAGAUAGCAGAGAGAAGACUGGGUUGGUCAGGCCCAACGAAUCCUUGAGUGGGGAAAAGUACUCACCCAAGCUGCCUCUGAGUAGUGAAGCUCUGGUGCCAGUCAGGCCCUUCAGGUGCAAUGCUGGGUUUCGGCAGGAGCUGCUGGCAUUGCUAAAAUGUGUGGAGGCUGAGAUUGCAAACUAUGAGGCUUGCCUCAAGGAGGAGGUGGAGAAGAGGAAGAAGUUCAAGAUUGAUGACCAGAGAAGAACCCACAACUACGAUGAGUUUAUUUGCACCUUCAUCUCCAUGCUGGCUCAGGAAGGCAUGCUGGCCAACCUGGUGGAGCAGAACAUCUCUGUGCGGCGACGCCAAGGGGUCAGCAUUGGCCGGCUUCACAAACAGCGGAAGCCUGAUCGGCGGAAACGUUCUCGCCCCUACAAGGCCAAGCGCCAAUAAGGGCUGCUGUCUCUGACUGCAGCCUGCUCUUGCCGUGAGGCCCUCACCAGGGCCUUUCCCUGCCCUACUCCCCUUUUCCCAGUAUUACUGAAUAGUUUCAUCCAGAGCCCAGACCCUGGUAGUGGAAGCCAGCCGCCAUGUUUCCACAUCACAUCCAGGGGCUUGGUGGGGACAAGUCAGCUUGAUAGUGCUUGGGAAGCAGCAGUUAAGAGUUGGGCUACAGAGAGGUACUGUGGCUUUCUCUAUAGCCAGAAGUGGAACAGCAGGACUUGGCCCUGCUGUUCUGGCAGCAGAAUAUAUUUUUUAUCUAUCAGAGAUGUCUAUUUUUUUCUGGGCUCCAGCCUAUUUUGCCACCAUAUUCAUAUGGCUGGCUUCCCAACUGCUUUCUCAGCUGUCAUCUGGUUGGGGCCAGUUACCCACAUCAUUCCAGGGUCACAACUCUAUAAAGACCCAGCUGGGGGCCUUGUGGGCACAGGACUUUGCUGCCCUAGUCUGUCUUCCCACUUCCCCCCGCCUGUCUGUUGGGAUGAAGUCAGGCCUACUCUCUUAUUUUGGAGGAGUGACAAACUCAGGGACCCUGCUGCUGGGUUGGAAUGAUUGAGGUAUCCAAGUAAAAGUGGGAUGAACAGUCUGCUGGGCUCCCAUAGCCUGAGCAGAGAAAAGUGUUUGAGCUGUCUGGUGGCCUGUAAAGUGUCCUAACUCUAGCCAGGCUUGUCAAGACUGCUGUCUAUAGCAAGCUCUGGGGCUCUUUGCCUUCAGUGUUGUGGCUCUAGCUAAGGGGCCUACAUUGGACUCCUGGUCUCUGUCCCUGGAGCCUGGGGCUCAGAAAAGCCUGACUGGACCCUCAGUAUUAUUGCAUCUUCUCCUCUUAGAAUUACAGAGAGAGGGCUGCUUUCAGGAACCUGGUACCACUCAAAAAUUUCUGCUGUGCCAGCUUCCUCAGCUUCUGCAAGGCACUCAGGGUCGUGCAACAGCAGGAUCAAACCAUCAUUUGGAGGCCCCUGUGUUCUCAGAGGCUUGAUGUCAAGGCUUAAUGGGUUUUGUAUUGCCUUAAGCUCAGGCCUCAAAUACAGCCCAGUGGUCUCUUCCAGAUGGCUUUGAAGGUGAUCCAGGCAGGCCCCUUAUCUGUACAUACUGACUUAAGGGCGGGGGCUGCCAGUGUGGUAGCUACCUAUCUGGGCUGAACACAGCUUGAUUCCCGCCUCUGGCAUCUGUAAAUACUGGAUCAGUGAAUGAAUAAAACUACUAAGAAACAUCA